Molecule: messenger RNA, 2194 nt
Organism: Armigeres subalbatus
Lineage: Eukaryota; Metazoa; Arthropoda; Insecta; Diptera; Culicidae
Exons: 4
Coding region: 670-1782 (370 amino acids)
Source: RefSeq, a predicted model, not a curated record
UGCCCGUCGCAGGCAGACUCGACCGAACUGGCGCUACCUUACAAGAAGAUCGAACGGCCCGGACAGCUCCCAGUCCUACGCUGCCAUCCAUCCAGGAAAGGUGCAAUCGUGUUGUGCUCGCGCAUCUCGCCUUCCCCAUACCGAAUCAACUAUUCCGCGAGAACUCUAUCAUGGAGAAAGGUUCCAAUUCAGUAAACGGCCAAAUUAGUUUCGCGAAUAGUUUCCACUAGCCGCGCGCACGUGCAUCGAAGGAAGAACACGACGUUCGUUGUAGGAUCAGACAGAUCGAGGGAAGCAAUGUUGACUUGGACACGGUCCGGUAGAUUCCACUCUCAUCAUUAUAGCGCUCGCUGAUUGCCUGAGUGACUCCAACGUGCGAUUAUUUUUUUUUCUCCAUAUCGCUCGCUCACUUAUUCCCGCAUUAUCAGAACCCAGCGCGCCGGCUCUUGUGUUGGUUCAGAAUCGUCCGUCGGUGCAGUUGCAGACAGAUCAGAACAGAAUAAGACUUUUCUGCACUGUCAACUACCUGGCUACAUAGAAACAGAGAACUUUCUUCGUCGUGCGGAUUGCCACUGCUGAUAAGGGUGAGAGUGCCGCGCCAAAGUGUUGGAAGACCUGUGAACUAUCCUAUCUGUUGUGAGAUUAUUUUUGGUGUGCAGCAUCCCGAGCAUGUCGUCGCUGAUGGAAAAACGCAAAUUCCCGGGCCUGGAGGCCCGCUCCAAGAUGUUCCUCCGGAGCAAUUCGUUCCAGAAGCUGUGCGCACUGGCCCAGCCCAUGCGGCUGAAAGGCUUCAAGUCGAACAAGGAAGCCCUCAAAUCGGUGUUUGAAUCGCUCAUCGUCACGACACGUGGCGUCAUCCAGUCGGUCACGUACAGAAUCCUGUGCUUUCUGUUCUUGACACCGUUCAGUAAGCUGGUUAGGGAACCGUUAGCAGCCGUCGAGAAGGAUGGCCGGUUCCAAACCGUUCGGUUGUUCCUUAAACUCACUCUGUCGAUGAUAAUUUCGGACGAUAAAUCUGCAGUAAAAUGUGAUAAUGGCCGCUUUGACUGUUCGAUAAAUGAUGAACCGGUGGUGAGCCGAUUGGUUGACUGCGUGGAUGCCGGCGUGCAAACUGAUCCCGAAUCUUCAGAUUCUGAAGAGCCAUCUCUGGAGCAGUUCUUCGACUGCAAGGAAGACACUCCUCCCAGUGCUGUUCCGGCGAAACCACCAACCGACGAACUAUUGCACAGAUUGCUGGAGAGGUCCCCCUCAUGUUCACAGCCGGACACAUUGCCGACCCAGAGCAGCCAACUUCCGCUCAAAUUGACCGUCUAUGCCUGCAUGUUGGGAUGUUUCGUCCAGCUAUCAGCACUUGUCUACUUACUGAACGUGGCGACGAGUAUUCCGCCCGGAUUAGUGUUUCUGAUUUUGUCGGUCAUCUACAUCGGAUACGUGAUGAUGAGGAUCACCUUCAACCAGUGCUUACCGCUGAAACAGGGCACCGAACCGGGCCACGUAAAAGCCUCAACGACCGCGACCGCGACCGCGACGACGGUCCACCCAGUGAAGCCUCCCUGCAAAGAGUCAACCACGAAGGCCAAAGAAAUUCAUCCCAUUUUGGGUGCGGUGCGCAAACAAGUGGCAUCGCUCCUACAGUGCAAGAAGAGGCUGCUGAUGGCGCCAACCAGUAAUGGCAGCAGGAUGAGCCGCUGCGACAUGGCACCCCGGAGCAGAAGCAGGCCUUCUGCCAGGAUGAUGCUCUCCGCGGAAGAUAAGACCAUCAGCAAAAUAAAACUCUUCUAGUGGGAGGGUGAUGGGGACCCACGAAAUGCUAACAAGGCUUCCAUCGCGGAUCACACGAACGCGAUGGGAGACACUUUCAAUGCCAAAAAUUUGAAAACCACCACGGACGACGGGCGGGCGGACGGGAGAAAGACAGCCACCUCCAUAUACAAACAGCCAUCAUCAUAUUAUAACACGGACCAAACAUGAAAGCAAUAUUGAAACGUCCUACAUGCAAGCGGCCUUUUGCUACUUCACACCAAAGGGUAUACGACGUGAAAUCAAAUUCGGCGGAAUUCAAUAAAUUGAAGAGUGCAUUAAUCAAUUAUUCCGUUUGUGCUGUACUGAUACAAAUACGUAAUAAAAUACAACUCUAUUGGCUAGUCUGUAUACAGACUAAUAAACAAAUGUGUUUUUUACAGCACCAAUAAGA